AUGGGCUCAAGUUCCGAAAACAUAGCAGAAAGUAGUACGCAACCCAAAUUCAGCAGCUCCAUGGACGUCACUUCCGGACGCGUUUCAUCAGGAAGCACACCAGCCAACUUUGCAAGUACAAUGGACGACACAUCCAAAGGCAUUACAUCUGGAAGUACGCAAACCACAUUCACCAGCUCCAUGGAUGUCACUUCCGGACGCGUUUCAUCUGGAAGCACACAACCCAACUUUGCAAGUUCAAUGGGCGACACAUCCAAAGGCAUUACAUCUGGAAGUACGCAAAACACAUUCACCAGCUCCAUGGAUGUCACAUCCGGACGCGUUUCAUCAGGAAGUACACAACCCAACUUUUCAAGUACAAUGGGUGACACAUCCAAAGGCAUUACAUCUGGAAGUACGCAGCACAAAUUCACCAGCUCCAUGGACGUCACUUCCGGACGCGUUUCAUCAGGAAGCACACCAGCCAACUUUGCAAGUACAAUGGGCGACACAUCCAAAGGCAUUACAUCUGGAAGUACGCAGCACAAAUUCACCAGCUCCAUGGACGUCACUUCCGGACGAGUUUCAUCUGGAAGCACACAACCCAACUUUGCAAGUUCAAUGGGCGACACAUCCAAAAGCAUUACAUCUGGAAGUACGCAGCACAAAUUCACCAGCUCCAUGGACGUCACUUCCGGGCGAGUUUCAUCAGGGAGCACACCAGCCAAUAUUGCAAGUUCAAUGGGCGACACAUCCAAAGGCAUUACAUCUGGAAGUACGCAAACCACAUUCACCAGCUCCAUGGAUGUCACUUCCGGACGCGUUUCAUCAGGAAGUACACAACCCAACUUUGCAAGUACAAUGGGUGACACAUCCAAAGGCAUUACAACUGGAAGUACGCAGCACAAAUUCACCAGCUCCAUGGACGUCACCUCCGGACGCGUUUCAUCUGGGAGCACACCAACCCAACUUUGCAAGUUCAAUGGGCGACACAUCCAAAGGCAUUACAUCUGGAAGUACGCAAAACACAUUCACCAGCUCCAUGGAUGUCACAUCCGGACGCGUUUCAUCAGGAAGUACACAACCCAACUUUUCAAGUACAAUGGGUGA
Messenger RNA from Acanthosepion pharaonis, 1089 nucleotides. The record is from the annotation of a GenBank genome assembly. NCBI's taxonomy places the organism in Eukaryota, Metazoa, Mollusca, Cephalopoda, Sepiida, Sepiidae.